Molecule: messenger RNA, 3233 nt
Organism: Nothobranchius furzeri (turquoise killifish)
Lineage: Eukaryota; Metazoa; Chordata; Actinopteri; Cyprinodontiformes; Nothobranchiidae
Gene: pex12
Product: peroxisomal biogenesis factor 12
Biological process (GO): protein import into peroxisome matrix; protein monoubiquitination
Cellular component (GO): peroxisomal importomer complex; peroxisomal membrane
Molecular function (GO): ubiquitin-protein transferase activity; protein binding; zinc ion binding
Source: RefSeq, a predicted model, not a curated record
UAAGCUCCGCUGCAGCUGUAGAAGAAGUUCCGGUUCCGGAAGCAGCUGGAAUGGACUUUAAUGGUUAAUAACGUAAAUAAUUGACAGGAGUGAGCGGCGACAGAACAAUCUUUCAGACGUUUGCUGCAAGGUCUCACGCAGCUUUAGCGCUUCUGUCGUGGAUUCGCGGCGCUGUUAGCUUCUUGCCAACAGCCGGAGAAGACAGCCGGACGUCUGAACGCGCAAUGGACCGGAACCACUAGCACGGUGACGGUUCGGAAGGGGUACUGUCUAGAUGUCCAUGCCCGUGGUGCCGCUGCAGGUGGGAGAGAACCCGAGGAGAGUUCGUUCACCUGACCCGGUUCUGUAGCAGCAGCCAUGGCGGAGGCUGGAGCCCAUCUCACCUCGGCCGCUGUCGGUGAGCAGCCCUCCAUUUUUGAAGUUCUGGCCCAGGAGUCACUGAUGGAGGCAGUGAAACCAGCGCUGAGGCAUGCCGUCAGGGUUCUGGCUGAAUCCAACCCGUCUCACUUUGGCUUCCUGUGGAGAAGCUUUGAUGAACUGUACCUGCUGCUGGACCUGAUCCUCCAGAACCACUUCCUGCGUCACUGCAGCGCCUCCUUUUCGGAGAACUUCUAUGGUCUGAAGAGGGUUUCAGGCCAGCAGGCACCUCCAGCUCACCUAGGUCUGCUCAGGAGGUCCCGCUGGCUUUCUCUUCUUCUUCUGUGCCUGGCUCCGUACCUACGGGCCAAGCUGGAGGUGAGGCUGGCACGGCAGAGGGAUGAGGAGGACUUCUCCAUCAGGUUGGCUCAGACCCGGAAAGAGCGGCUGUAUCGAGCAGCAGUGGCAGCUUACCCAUAUGUCAGCUCAGCCUGGCAGGCCUGGAUCUUCUGCCAGCAGCUGCUGUUUGUGUUUGGGGUCACCAGGACUCACAGCCCCCUGAUGUGGUUUGCCAACGUCCGGCUGGCUCGCCUCAGUGCUCAGGAUAUUCGAGUCAUGGAGCAGAAAAUGAGCAGCAUCGGCCCCACAGCAGAUAAGAGCCUGUUGCAGCGAGCCUGGUGGCUGGUGUCUCAGACGGCGAAGGGGGUGGCCAUCUCUCUCUCCACUUCCCUCUCUUUGGGCGUUUUCUUCCUGCAGUUCCUGGACUGGUGGUACUCCUCAGAGAACCAGAUCUGUGUGAAAACCCUCACCACCCUGCCUGCCCCCCCUCCCCCCCUCCACCUGCAGGAGUCUGGUGGUGAGACGACUGGGCCAGAGGUCCAGAGCAGGAGCUGUCCUCUGUGUCAGAAGCUGCGCGUGAAUGCCACAGUGUUGUCCACCUCUGGUUUCGUCUUCUGUUACCGCUGCAUCUACUCGUAUGUGAAGGCCAACCGUGUCUGCCCCGUCUCGGGAUUCCCGACCGAACUUCAGCACCUGAUAAAGAUCUAUGCUCCAGAGAGCUAGCUGAGCCGAGCAGACGUCCAGUGGUGUGAACUCACAUGCGGGGACACAUCUAGUCAGAGGCCUCUGUAGAUAAAUGCUGAUUAGAUUCAGGCAGGAGAAUAUUUUUUUUUUCCAAAGCUACUGACUUUGUACAGUCUAAAAGAUUCAAACCUCGACUAAAAACUCAUUAAACAAAAAAGCAGCCCUGCAGAUUCAGGUUGCUCGGUCCAGUUAAAACAGGUGAGUGAGAGAAACACCCAGAUCGACCCUGGAACCACCUUCAGACCCACAGAUCGACCCUGUAGCCUCAGGUAUGGCCUCGGCCCUGCUGCAGGUCUCGGAUGAAGAGCGGCCGCUGCGAGUUGAACGGUUUAAACACUUAAACAAAGCAGCUGCUGCAAAGGCCUGUGAAUAGCUUUAUUGAGUUUCCAGACAAAUGAAACAAGUCCACUUAAAAAACAACAAACACAGAGUCGGUGUCACGUUACGGUGAGUGAUUAAAAAGGGCUUCGUUACAGUGUCCACAAAGCUGAACCAGACUGGUGAGUCGUUCUGCAGCACAAAGGUGACCGUUCUCAUUUGUCACGGUAAGAUUACUUAAUGAGUGUGUAUUGCACGUCUGCAGCUUAUGUACACGUGAGUCAGCUGACAUUAAUCGUCACAACAGUAAAGAAUCCAGAGGAAACGGCAAUACGUACACCAGGGGUCAGGAAUGUUCUCGUCAAGAAAAAGCUGGAACCCCCCCUUAAGAAUUGUAGUGAGGGGGGGCAGGCUCUGUGUGAGUGUGUGUGAUUUUUCUGCUUGGUGACCUCUAAACCCUAGAGACAUCUUCACAUCAUUUCUAUCAGGGGUCAGAGGUUAAAACGAUCUUCAGGAUUCCAUUUUCCUGGAGCAACUCUGAGCUGAAGCCACCUGAGAAGAAGUCUGGACCUCUGUGAGGUCAGAACCCCCUGAAGAAACGUUUAGACUCGGUCUAGAUCUGCUGAGGUUUCAUGAUUCUUGAGCCAAACAUUCGAGCUUACUGUGCCAGGAGGAACACUUCAUGAGGCUGCAGCUUCUGUUGCGGCCACAAGGUGGCACUAGGUUCCUGCUGUGGGACACAACAGCUGUGUCCUGUUCCCAUCUGACCCCUAUGUCCAUUGUAGGUUUGUCCAAACAGAUGGACAUAAACACCAGCUGAACCUGCAGCACUUGUCUGCUCUACCGAAUCUACCUCCACCACAGCUCUGCUCUUAAGAUAAACCCAGGAAGCAAACUCCUCCAUCGGUGAGUGGAAGUCAUAUCUGAGCUGUCUUUGGCCAGGUGAUCAGAAAUGAGCCUGAACAUCCCAGAGACAGCCACUCCCGACUGCAGCCAGCCCCUUCCUUCCCGCUCAGCACCAAAAUGCAGUCAAAGCUGCUAGGUGAUGCAGAUGCGUACAUUUUAGUAGCGCUUUGAUGUUGGAAAAUGUGGAGUACAACUCAGUUUGGCACAAAGAGUUAACCCGAAGAGUUCAGAGGAUCAAGCUGAGGUGGUUCAGGACUGAUGAAGACCACAUUCAGGCUCCAUCCUCUAAACCCCUUAUGGCCGUUGUCUUCUACACCGUUAUGUCUUUAGAAUCAGGGUUGGGGGUUCGGGACCUCUUAAUCCUGUUUCACACCGGGCGUGGGACGGAGGCAGUCCGGUUUCUGUACAUCUAGACGGACUUGUUCACACCGACUGUGAUUGGUGUUCUGAACGUUUCCAGAUAGCUGCUCCCAUCGAAUGAUUACAAAUGGCUUCUACGCCAACCUGUAAAAUAACCUGAACUAUCACAUCUGACCUGAUCCCAUACCAGAUCCGCCUCGCUGAAGCAU